This is a messenger RNA of Pogona vitticeps (central bearded dragon), 2570 nucleotides long. It is a transcript of the gene PSIP1, whose product is annotated as PC4 and SRSF1 interacting protein 1. NCBI's taxonomy places the organism in Eukaryota, Metazoa, Chordata, Lepidosauria, Squamata, Agamidae. The record is from RefSeq and is a predicted model, not a curated record.
GAUCGCGGCAGCCUGGUUCUACCAACGUCCUAUGGGUCAAGAGACGGAGAGCAAGAGUCGGGAAGACUCGUGCACAGAUGAAACUGGGCCGUUAAGACAGAGGUGGUGUGAAGCCUCUCACCGGCCCUCCUCAGGCAGGAAGCGACCCCUGUGAUCGAGCAGCAGCAACAACAACAACAACAUGAGCCACGAUUUCAAACCCGGGGACCUGAUCUUCGCCAAGAUGAAAGGCUAUCCCCAUUGGCCAGCCCGGGUAGAUGAAGUUCCGGAUGGUGCAGUCAAGCCACCUACAAAUAAGAUGCCUAUAUUCUUUUUUGGCACUCAUGAAACAGCUUUUUUGGGACCAAAAGAUAUAUUUCCUUAUGCUGAAAAUAAAGACAAAUAUGGCAAACCAAAUAAAAGAAAAGGCUUUAAUGAAGGAUUGUGGGAAAUAGACAACAACCCAAAAGUUAAGUUUUCCAGUCAGCCAGUGAUUAAUACUGCAGCUGUUCAAGAAACUGUUCAAGAAAGUGACUUGGAUAUAACGGAGGAAAAUGAUCAAAAAAUGGGUGCCAAACGGAAAAAGUCUACUACUCUUAAAGGACCAGUUAAACAAGAUAGUAUAGCCACUGAAGGUGGAACAGAAGAAAAAGAAAUGGAGACAUCAAAAGAUGAUGCUUCAGAAAAACCUAGCAAUGAAGAUAUAAUAAAACCAAUCGAUAUACCUGUCCCUAAAGCUGCUAGAAGGGGAAGGAAAAGAAAGGCUGAAAAACAAGCAGAAAUUGAAGAGGCAGCAGCAGUGGCAGCAGCAACAACUGCCGUGAUUACAGCUCCAAAAGCAAGCCCUAAACGAGGAAGGCCAGCUGCUACUGAGGUGAAGGUUCCAAAACCCAGAGGGAGGCCCAAAUUGGUAAAACCACCUUGUCCUCCUGAGAGUGACAUUGUUCAUGAGGAAGAUAAGAGUAAGAAAAGGGGAGCUGAAGAAAAGCCACCCAAAAAACAACAGAAAAGGGAUGAAGAAACUCAGAGGGAAGAUGACAAAGCGAGAAAGGACCCAGACAAAAAAGAAAGCAAAAAAGAAGUUGAGACAAAAAGGAAAAACACUUCUAAAGUAGGAUCAGCAUCAGCCUCUGAUUCUGAAGAAGAUGGAGAAGAGCAGGAAGACAAUAAAAAGAAAAAAGGAAGAAAUCUUCAGGGGCCUCAUAAAAGGAAUAUUUUGAAAACCCAACAUGAACGUGAAGUAGCAGAGAGAAAACAUAAGCAGGAAGAGCAAAUGGAAGGAGAGUUACCAAACAAAGAAGAAAGCAAGAAACCGGAAGCUAAGAAGAUAGAGAAAAAACGAGAAACUUCAAUGGAUUCUCGACUGCAAAGGAUACAUGCAGAAAUAAAAAACUCACUUCAAAUUGACCAUCUUGAUGUAAAUAGAUGCAUUGAGGCUUUGGAUGAACUUGCUUCGCUUCAAGUAACAAUGCAGCAGGCUCAGAAACAUGCAGAUAUGAUUUCAACACUUAAGAAAAUACGAAAGUUCAAGGUCAGCCAAGUUAUUAUGGAAAAGUCCACUAUGCUCUACAACAAGUUCAAGACUAUGUUUCUUGUUGGAGAAGGAGAUACUGUCCUUUCACAAGUGUUAAAUAAAUCUCUGGCUGAGCAGAAGCAGCAUGAGGAAGCAAACAAAACCAAAGAACAGUGGAAGAAAGGACCAAGCAAGAAAGCUGAAAAAGAAAGAGAGCAAACAGGCACAAAAAUAGUGAAUGGUGCUUCAGAUUCUCAAGAUACAAGCCAGUCACAACAGAAUGGAGACAGUGCAGAAGAAAAAAGAGAGAAACUUGAUUCUGCUAGUAAGAAAAAGAUGUCUGGUGAUGGAAGAGAACAAGAGAAAACGAAGGGUUCCACCUCUGAAAAUGAAUGAAUGGACCCCAAAUUUUUGUAAAGGUCAUUUAAGAAUGAUGAUAAGUGUUUGCAUUUGAGAGCUAGAUUCCAGAAACUUUUAAAUAAUUUUAUAAGCAUAGUAUUUUAAUGUGUACAAUUUCAUUGGGAUUGUGAAGAAUCUCCCUUUAAUCUUCAUUUUUAAAGUAUUUAAACCUCCUGAUUGUAUUUGGCAGAGUAUUAACAAGCAAUAUUAUGUUCUGAUGUAAAGACCAAGUUAUUUUAGAGACUGAAAUGUCUUUCUGUGUUUCAAGGUUAGUAAUGUAGUAUGUUAACUGACUACAGUAUGCUCAGCUUUUGGCUAAUGACAGAAAAACUAACUUUUCCUUUAAAAUUGCCAAACUGCUUUCUUUGUAUAAAUUUGUUUUCUUUCUAUUGUUUGUGCAUAGUUUUCAAAACUGUUAUUUGCCAAACUGUUCAUUUGUGCUUUGUGAGAAACUAGGAGCAUUUUGUAGCUAUGUUAUGUAUGAGUACCUUCAGUCAGUCCUUUUUCAGAAGUUAGUUUUGUUCCUGGAAACUAAUUGUGGCUGUUUAUUAUGUUCUAACUUUCCUGUGGUAUGCUUUUGGUAUUAUUAUCAAAAUAAGGAAACUCAUGUUUCCAUUAAAAUUAUUGAUGCACAUUGGUCGCAAAACACUGUCUUGAAAGAAUUUGGGUUUUUUUCAAA